AGAUAUGGAUAUUUCCCCAAGAAUAGUUAUCCCAUCAUCCUUACUGUUGUUUGUGCUUUUCAUCGUAGACCUUGGAGAAGGCCACAAUAGUUGUGCCGAAUUAUGGUGUGGACACCAUGGCCCAGGCAUCCGAUUUCCUUUCCGACUGAAAGACAGGCAGCCAGACCAGCAGUGUGGCUAUCCUGGCUUUGAUCUCUACUGCUCUCAUAAUAAUGAUACUGUGCUCGAGCUGCCUACUUCAGUUAAAACCUUUGUCAAUUCCAUUGAUUACGAAUCUCAGUUGAUUAACGUAACUGUCUCAGAUUCUUGCUCUUCACGAGGAAUCCCGGGACUCAACAUAUCUUCCUCGCCCUUCCAAUUCAGAAAUUAUCUUUAUGACUAUGCCCUUUUCAAUUGUACGCGAACGCGAGAAACAGAUGCAGAACAUUACCGUCGGAUUGAUUGUCUUAGUAGAAGUGGCUACCCAGUUUAUGCUUUUGAUCCGGAUGAUGACAUCCAAGACUUGCCCAUAUUAUUAUGUAAAAAGAUGUAUAACGUUUCAUCAGUUCCAUCUCAUAUAUGGAGUUCUUCUCUUCAAUUGACAUGGUCCGAACCGAAGUGCGGAGACUGUGAAGUGAAAGGCGACAUCUGUAGAUUUAAGAAUAAUACCAAAAUUUUCGAAACUGAGGGCUGCCACCUCACCCCCCAGGCCCCCAACAAAUACAAAGACAAUGAAGGUAGAUCAACAACAAUAGUGAUUAUUGUUUCCAUCUUGGGGUCAUUUCUUUUGGAACUAGUGGUAUAUGUACUCUACCGUGUCUAUCGCUAUGAUAAAACAGAAAAAGAAAAUCAAGCAAGGAUUGAAAGGUUUUUGGAGGAUUACAGAGCUCUCAAGCCCACAAGGUACUCAUAUAACGAUGUUAAAAGGAUUACAAAUCAAUUUACUGAGAAGUUAGGACAAGGAGCCUAUGGAACAGUGUUCAAAGGAAAGCUUUCGAAUGAAAUCCAUGUUGCCGUGAAGAUCCUGAACAGUUCCACGGGCAAUGGGGAAGAAUUCAUAAAUGAAGUGGGAACAAUGGGUAGAAUCCACCAUGUUAAUGUGGUUCGCUUAGUUGGCUUUUGCGCUGAUGGAUUUAAAAGGGCAUUAGUGUAUGAGUUCUUACCAAAUGAUUCACUAGAGAAGUUCAUUUCCUCAGUAGAUUCUAACCGUUUCCUUGGUUGGGAAAAACUACAAGACAUUGCUCUUGGCAUAGCAAAAGGAAUCGAAUAUCUUCACCAAGGAUGUGAUCAACGAAUUCUCCAUUUUGAUAUCAAACCUCAUAAUAUUUUGCUAGACCAAAAUUUCAAUCCAAAAAUUUCUGAUUUUGGUCUAGCCAAGUUGUGUGCAAAGGAUCAGAGUGCAGUGUCCAUGACCACAGCUAGGGGGACCAUGGGUUACAUUGCACCAGAAGUGUUCUCUAGGAACUUUGGGACUGUGUCUUAUAAAUCAGAUGUUUACAGUUUUGGAAUAUUGUUGCUUGAAAUGGUUGGAGGUAGGAAAAAUUUUGGUGUAACUAUGGAGAACACUAGCCAAAUAUAUUUUCCAGAAUGGAUAUACAAUCUAUUAGAGAAAAAGGAAGACUUACGAGUCUAUGUUGAGGAUAAUGGAGGCGCUAAAAUUGCAAAGAAAUUGGCAAUUGUGGGACUCUGGUGUAUCCAAUGGCACCCAGUGGAUCGUCCUUCCAUGAAAGUUGGGGUUCAAAUGUUGGAGGGUGAUGGUGAUAACUUGACAAUGCCUCCAAAUCCCUUUGCCUCUACAAGCACUACAAGAAUCAAUGCAAGUACGCCUGCAACGCCUCUAGAUCUAGAUUUAGAAGUCAUCCCCGAAUUAGAGUAAGUAUUUUUAAACUAGAGGUCCUCAGUGAUGAUAUGGGUUGCAAUCAUGGUGUACUCAAGGAUUAUAAUUAUUAAUCUUGUACUCACAUCAAAGACUUCAAGUUUUCUUAUAUCAAAUAUGACUGUAUGAGCAAGGCGAUGCUUAUA
This is a messenger RNA of Quercus lobata, 2001 nucleotides long. RefSeq names its product rust resistance kinase Lr10-like. The record is from RefSeq and is a predicted model, not a curated record. The coding region runs from base 5 to 1855 and encodes 616 amino acids. Gene Ontology annotation, molecular function: protein kinase activity; polysaccharide binding; ATP binding. NCBI's taxonomy places the organism in Eukaryota, Viridiplantae, Streptophyta, Magnoliopsida, Fagales, Fagaceae. Gene Ontology annotation, biological process: protein phosphorylation. The transcript has 3 exons.